Nicrophorus vespilloides is the source of this 1366-nucleotide messenger RNA. It is a transcript of the gene amon, whose product is annotated as neuroendocrine convertase 2. Gene Ontology annotation, biological process: protein processing. Lineage: Eukaryota; Metazoa; Arthropoda; Insecta; Coleoptera; Silphidae. Gene Ontology annotation, cellular component: Golgi membrane; trans-Golgi network. Gene Ontology annotation, molecular function: serine-type endopeptidase activity. The record is from RefSeq and is a predicted model, not a curated record.
CCAUGGGACCCGAUGCGCCGGAGAGGUGGCCGCUGCCAGGGAUAACGGAAUUUGCGGAGUCGGUGUGGCCUACGACUCGAAGAUUGCAGGAAUUCGAAUGCUGGACCAACCCUACAUGACCGAUCUGAUCGAGGCGAACUCCAUGGGCCACGAGCCGAACUUGAUCGAUAUAUACAGCGCUUCCUGGGGCCCCACCGACGAUGGGAAGACCGUGGACGGGCCGAGGAAUGCGACGAUGAGAGCUAUAGUCCGUGGCGUCAACGAAGGUCGCGGCGGAUUGGGCAACAUCUACGUCUGGGCGAGCGGCGACGGUGGUGAAGAUGACGAUUGCAAUUGUGAUGGGUACGCCGCGAGCAUGUGGACGAUCAGCAUUAACAGCGCAAUCAACGAUGGACAGAAUGCCCAUUACGAUGAAAGCUGUUCAUCCACUUUGGCAUCGACUUUCAGCAACGGCGCCAAAGACCCGAACACCGGAGUGGCCACCACCGAUCUUUACGGGAAAUGUACGACGACCCACUCGGGUACAUCGGCUGCCGCCCCCGAAGCCGCCGGCGUCUUUGCUUUGGCAUUGGAAGCCAACAAUAAACUGACUUGGAGGGACAUCCAGCAUUUGACGGUGUUGACGUCGAAGAGGAAUUCUCUGUUCGACGCGAAGGGCCGUUUCCAUUGGACCAUGAAUGGAGUCGGUCUGGAAUUCAACCAUCUCUUCGGAUUCGGGGUGUUGGAUGCUGGUGCCAUGGUUGCACUAUCUAAGCAAUGGAAAUCUGUACCACCUCGUUACCAUUGCGAAGCCGGGACAAUUUCAGAAUUGCAUCAAAUUCCAUCGCACAAGUCUCUGAUCCUGAAGAUAGACACGAACGCUUGUCAGGGAGACAGCACCGAGGUGAAGUAUUUGGAGCACGUCCAGGCCGUGCUGACGGUGAACUCCACGCGUCGCGGCGACUUGGAGCUCUUCCUCACGUCUCCGAUGGGCACCAGAUCGAUGAUCCUCUCCAAGAGAAUCAACGACGACGACGGACGCGACGGUUUCACCAAGUGGCCCUUCAUGACCACCCACACCUGGGGAGAGUAUCCGCAAGGAACUUGGCUUCUCGAGGCCAAAUUCAACACGGACAAUCCUCAAAGCGGUUUCGUGAAGGAAUGGUCUCUGAUGCUGCACGGAAGCAAGGAACCACCGUACACCGACCUCAAUGUUCUUGAUCCGCACUCGAAAUUGGCUAUAGUUAAGAAGGCCCACGAAGGUAGAAUGCAGAUGUAAUUCUUCCUACUGCUGCUGCGACGCACGUACAUUUCCACUCUACCUUAUGUAAGAUUUAUCUCGAGGAAACAAAUAUGAAAAAAAAGUAUUUAUAUAACUUUAAUGAAA